UCUUCCAUAGCUGUCUUCCUAUUCCUUCCUUUUUGUCUUUUAAACACUACCCACUUGCACCACCUUCAUCUUCAUCUUCAUCUUCAUCUUCACCUUCAUCUCAUUAGCUAUCUUCUUUUUGUGAUAUCAUGGAAUUUGAACAAACCAUGGUAGGAAAGACCUAUUGGCACCCAAAGACAGAAGUAGUUCAUCAUCCUCACCAUGACAAGCAUCCUUUUAUGAGAACCAGUUCUUCCAUAAGAAGCAGUAAUAUUCCUGACUUUGAUGAUCACCAUAUCCAUCGGUCGGAGUCCUUCGGAAUGCUCGACGUGGGUGUAACAAAGACUGAUCCUGCAGAGACCAAAUUUGAGUGGCUGCGGUCACAGUUGAUCGGACACGAUGUUGAGUUCGACACUCCCUUUGGAAAACGCCUUCUCACCUAUGCCGACCACACUGCCUCUGGUAGAGGUCUUCACAUCAUCGAAGCAUUCAUCUCCAAUAAUGUUCUUCCUUUCUAUGGGAACACACAUACAAGUGAUAGCUACGUGGGGCACAAGACGACCAAGAUGGUGAAGGAAGCUACCAGAUACAUUAAGAAUUGCUUGGGCACAGGACCAGAUGAUGCACUCAUAUUCCCUGGCUCCGGCACCACUGCAGCAAUCAAGCGUCUUCAAGAGGUGAUGGGAAUCACAGUGCCUUCAACCAUGAGAGAAAGGAUACUCAAGAGCCUAAAGAGUGAGGAGAGAUGGGUGGUCUUUGUUGGGCCAUAUGAGCACCACUCCAACCUUCUCUCAUGGCGUAAUAGCUUAGCAGAGGUGAUCGAGAUCGGUCUGGACAAUGACGGAUUGCUAGACAUGCGAGCCCUAAGUCGCCAACUUGAGCUUUAUAAGGAUUCCAAUCGUCCUAUGUUGGGUUCAUUCUCAGCUUGUAGCAAUGUUACCGGAAUUUACUCCGACACUCGUGCCAUUGCCCGGCUUCUUCACCAACAUGGAGCUUUUGCUUGCUUUGACUAUGCUGCAAGUGGUCCUUAUGUAGAGAUCGACAUGAGAUCAGGGGAGCUAGAAGGCUAUGAUGCAGUUUUCAUGAGCCCUCAUAAGUUCCUUGGUGGGCCUGGAACCCCUGGCCUCCUUUUGAUGAACAAGGCCUUGUACAAGUUGAGAUCUUCUGCCCCUUCUACUUGUGGAGGUGGAACUGUUGAUUUUGUCAAUGGCUUCAGUGAAGAGCACACUUUGUACUAUGAAGAUGUGGAAGAGAGGGAAGAUGCAGGAACCCCACCAAUAGUCCAGAAGAUAAGAGCAGCACUUGCUUUCUGGGUGAAGGACUUCAUUGGUUACAAUGUGAUCGAAAACCAGGAACAUGUCUACAUAAAUGCAGCCCUUAAGAGACUCCUUCCCAACCCAAACAUAUCAGUGUUAGGGAAUACCAGUGUCGUGAGGCAAGCUAUCCUCUCUUUUGUGAUUUUCUCUGGGACUAAUUCUUCCUCUUAUUACAAUGGAGGAGAUAGAAAGGGCCUAUAUAUGUGGGAAGAAUCAGGAAACAAGAAAGAUAAGCCUCUUCAUGGACCUUUCGUGGCAAAGCUCCUCAAUGACCUCUUUGGCAUUCAAGCUCGAGCUGGGUGUGCUUGUGCUGCACCUUAUGGUCACCAUUUACUUGGUGUUGAUGAGAAUCGUUCACUAGCUUUUCGAUCUGCUAUCGAAAAGGGCUACACUGGUGUAAAACCUGGAUGGACUAGACUAAGCUUCCCAUACUACAUGUCUAAAGAAGAGUUUGAGUUCAUUCUAGCUGCAUUGGAAUUCAUUGCUGCGUAUGGUCAACGAUUUCUUCCACUAUACAGCUUUAACUGGAAGACUGGUAAUUGGGCCUUUAAAUCAAGAGCUUUCAUGGAGAACAUACUAGGAGAGGAUUACACACUCGAUCCAGUCGAAUUUUCAAGAAGUGAAGCUAAGCCUGGGAUGAAAAUUAUUAGCAUUAAUGGAACAAGGAAUGGUGGGGAUGAUGAUGAUGAUGAUCUUGAUGAGAAGGCCACCAAUAUUGGAGUCAUCAGAAAAUAUACCCAUUACUUAGAGACAGCUAAAUAUGCAGCAAGUUUCCUCCCAAAGUUCCCUCCUCAGCGAAAAAUUCCAAAAGAAAUUGAUCCCAGCCUUGCAUAUUUUAGGGUAUAGAGUUAGCUCUCUUUCCCAGUAUUGUGAAGCUAAUAUAUAUGUGUUAAGAAUCCUUAACACUAUGGCUAUGGAAUAAGGAAUGUUUUCAGCCAAAAAAGAAUAAGGAAUGUACUGUGAAACAAUUGACAGAUCGAUGUGAUUAGCAUGUAUCACUCUUUCUUCUAAUAUAAUAUUUUGUUUAGCUCUAAAAAAA
This is a messenger RNA of Macadamia integrifolia, 2334 nucleotides long. Its product is annotated as probable cysteine desulfurase. The coding region runs from base 129 to 2141 and encodes 670 amino acids. The record is from RefSeq and is a predicted model, not a curated record. NCBI's taxonomy places the organism in Eukaryota, Viridiplantae, Streptophyta, Magnoliopsida, Proteales, Proteaceae. The transcript has 5 exons.